UUUACCCGAACCUACGCCUCCGCUGGUCUGGCUCGCUCGGAUAUCGAGAAGCGUGUUUUGGAUAUCUUGACUGGAUUCAAUAAGAUCGACAGUAACAAGAUCUCUCUCCAGGCCAACUUCAAUUCGGAUCUUCACCUGGACUCUCUGGAUACUGUCGAGGUUGUCAUGGCUAUCGAGGAAGAAUUUUCGAUUGAGAUCCCUGACAAGGAUGCCGACGAGAUCAAGUCUGCUGCCCAAGCCGUCGACUACAUCUCCAAGCGCGAUGAUGCCCAUUAA
Messenger RNA from Gamsiella multidivaricata, 276 nucleotides. Its product is annotated as acyl carrier protein-like protein. Gene Ontology annotation, biological process: fatty acid biosynthetic process. The record is from RefSeq and is a predicted model, not a curated record. Gene Ontology annotation, molecular function: acyl binding; acyl carrier activity. Lineage: Eukaryota; Fungi; Mortierellomycota; Mortierellomycetes; Mortierellales; Mortierellaceae. The transcript has 2 exons. The annotation marks the transcript as partial. Gene Ontology annotation, cellular component: mitochondrion.